AUGGGAGAAUUUGUGGUCUGUGCAGAAGAUUCCGUCGCCGGAGAUGUCAUCGUCGACUGCCGUAGAAGAGAAAUUGAAGGGAGAGAGAGACGCCAAUUGGACGGAAAAGUUGCGAUAAUCACUGGGGGAGCAAGUGGAAUUGGUGCAAGUACUGCAAAACAAUUUUGGGAAAACGGAGCAAAAGUAGUAAUUGCUGACAUCCAAGAUGAUUUGGGCCAAAAAAUUGUCAAAAAUCUCAACAAUGACAACAUCUUUUACUUCCAUUGUGACAUCUCUAAAGAAGAAGAAGUUCAUGAUCUAGUAGACUACACAAUCUCUAAGUUUGGUAAGCUAGACAUCAUGUAUAACAAUGCAGGGCUCAUGGAUCGGCCUGUAGGCCGGUCCAUUUUAGAUUCGACUCAAGAGGAUUUGGAUCGGACCCUAAGGGUGAACCUAUAUGGUUCAUUUUUUGGAGCUAAGCAUGCUGCUAGAGUCAUGAUACCUCGGAAGAAUGGUUGCAUAUUGUUCACUUGUAGUGCUUGCACAUUAAUAUCAGGUAUAGCAACACACCCCUAUACAAUAUCUAAGCAUGCAAUUUUGGGGUUAGCAAAGAAUUUAAGUGCUGAGCUUAAGCAACAUGGCAUAAGAGUCAAUUGCAUCUCCCCAUCCGGGGUAUGCAGUGGCAUGGCACCGAGGCUAAGUGGGGCUCAAGGAGUUCUGAUGGCCGCCGACGUCGCUCAGGCAGCUCUAUAUUUGGCUAGUGAUGAUGGGAUUUUUGUCAAUGGUCAUAAUCUUGUUAUAGAUGGUGGAUCUAGUGCAAUGAGUUCUUCAAUGGCAUUGGCUUUCACAUCAAGUUGACAAACAUAGAAUUGGCUAUUAUUCAAGAUAUGUAU
Messenger RNA from Beta vulgaris subsp. vulgaris (sugar beet), 872 nucleotides. Its product is annotated as (+)-borneol dehydrogenase 1. Bases 1 to 837 code for a protein of 278 amino acids. The transcript is spliced from 2 exons. Gene Ontology annotation, molecular function: oxidoreductase activity. The record is from RefSeq and is a predicted model, not a curated record. NCBI's taxonomy places the organism in Eukaryota, Viridiplantae, Streptophyta, Magnoliopsida, Caryophyllales, Amaranthaceae.